AUGCCGAGCACGAAGGACAAGAUCAUGAUCGGCGGCCUCGUAGUGGGCGGCGUGGUCGCUCUCGGCUUCGCAGCGUGGCCUGCCGCUAUCUGGAUGGCGGUCCGCAACCUCGAGAAGCCCAAGUACGACGUUAAGAAGAUUCUCGACAAGAGGAGACUUCUGGUGCAGGGAAUGUACAAGUCCGAACUGCGCGAGUACGCGCCGUACAUCAUCGCUGAAGUCGAGAUCCCUGCCGACGACCCCAAGGCGAGGGAGGAGGGCAUGAAGGGAGCGCUGUCGCAGGGCUUCCGAAAGGUCGCGAAUUACAUCUUCGGCGGCAACGUCCCGCACGCCCCUGACGCGGACGGCAAGGAGAAGAUCGCGAUGACGACGCCCGUGCGCCUCGAGACUACUGCGGCGCCAGCGAAGGACGGCGACAAGAUCGCGAUGACGGCGCCCGUGCGCGCGGAGCCCAUGGAGGGCGGGUCCUACAAGGUGUCGUUCACCAUGCCCAGCAAGUACUCGCACGAGACGCUGCCGGCGCCCAAGGACGACGCCGUGAAGCUGCGCACGGUGCCGCCGAUGACCGUCGCGUCGAUCGCGUUCUCGGGGGCGUCGCCGCGCGAGGAGAAGAUGAGUCAGGUAGAAGCGGAGCUUCGGGACAUCAUGGCGCGGAACGGAGUCAGGGCCAAGGUCGGCGCGCAGCCGAUGCUGUACCAGUACCACCCGCCUUUCUCGCCCGGGUGGAUGCGGCUCAACGAGGUGCUGCUGGAGGUGGAGUAA
This is a messenger RNA of Pedinophyceae sp. YPF-701, 762 nucleotides long. The record is from the annotation of a GenBank genome assembly. Lineage: Eukaryota; Viridiplantae; Chlorophyta; Pedinophyceae.